Acanthaster planci (crown-of-thorns starfish) is the source of this 4411-nucleotide messenger RNA. RefSeq lists its product as uncharacterized. NCBI's taxonomy places the organism in Eukaryota, Metazoa, Echinodermata, Asteroidea, Valvatida, Acanthasteridae. The record is from RefSeq and is a predicted model, not a curated record.
CAUUUCCUUCAGGGAUAGGAGGUGCUACCAUUGUGUGAACAAACAGUAUACAUGUACGUAUCCUUCCCUGCAAACAUUUGUGAAGCCACGCUUUAUGGGAAAGAGACAGCUGCACACAGUGUGGGACUGGAGUAUCACUUUUCAGUGUUUUGUGCCUUGCCAUAUAAAUGCCAACUGGAUGAUUAAAAUUAACAAGUUCCAGGAUGGCUCAGUCUACAUGCAAGACAGCGUUUCUUUCUCUCCUAUUAGUCCUGCUGGUUGUGAGCUGCAAGUCUGCAAGCCAACACGUUUCUCUCCAAAGGGAAAAUGAAAAUUCUGCCUUCAUAGUGCUGCAAGGCAACACAUUUGAGCUAAGUUACGAGAUAAGUUUUGGAAACUUGGCACAGAAACUUAGCUUCCAUUGCUCUAAUGGGAAAGAUAUUGACAUCUCCCUCCCCAACAUGAUGACAGAAAGUUCAAAAACUUCCACAGGCAAUUAUUCCGGAAGCCACCCUUAUAAUGGCAAAGAGCAAAAAAAGACACUGAAACUUGUGGUUAAUAAUGCGCAACAGGGUGACAGUGGAUUAUACAAAUGCCAAGUACAUGCUUCAUUUCAAAAUGAAAGCACCCGGACAACUUCUGAUAGCGUAACACUAACAGUAACAGAGGAGCCUGCUUGUUUGGUCAUUCCCAUGAUAUCCGAGAUGAAGGGUGACUCAAAGAUUUUUAGAUGUAUUACAGCCGAAAACGAUCCUAUACUCUACUUCAAGUUGGAGAGUCCUAAUAAGCACGUGCAGCAAAUCCAAAAGUUUCCAAGCCAACCUGGGAAAAUAACAUUGCUCAAUGUUACUGAGACCUUAAACGACAUAGUCUUGAACUGCACCACUACUGAGAGUUCUUGUUCCAAUGAUCCCAUCAUCCUCGAGAAUACCAAACCUCAAACUGCACCAACAACCACAGAAUUGGAACUAUCUACUAAAACACCUCCAUCUAGUUCUCUAGGAUCACCUGACAUACACAUAAGUGUGAAGGUGGCAGUGCCCAUUAAUACAGUUCUGGUCAUCGCUCUCAUUGUGACAUGGUGUGUUCGAAGAAAACGCAGCAGGAAUGGUGGACCGCCAUCAACCAAGGACAGAAGAGAUGACAUAUCUCCCAUGGAUGGUGCUGACCAUCCAACAUCCAGGCCCAUGACGCAUCCAGACUUACCAAGGCAGGAAGACGAGGGAACACGGCUCUACGAAGAAAUCAAUGAAUGUGUACCGCCAGCGCUGCCCAGUCGAACAACGCUACUGACCAAAAAGAGUGGCCCAGGGAGACACAGCAAGAAGAGGUCACAUAGGAAGACUAGAACAAGGAGGACAAAAGCCACAGACAGUGUGCCCAAUGGCAGCCAUGCCUACAGCCAAGUCCCUCUGGAGGCCUCCCCUGACAGAAAUGACGAGGCCAGCAAUUCUGCAGAAAACAUUCUUGGGACUGAAAGGCUAGACCAAGGCAAGCCUCUUGAAGAGAAGGGCAAUGUCCAUCAGACUGGACGCAAGAAGCUUGAGCCUGGAUACCAUAUCGUCCUUCCAAGCUCCUCCGAUAGUGACGAUCAAGAUGAUGAUUCAUCAGUGGACAGCAUGAUCAAGGUGCCAGGCCAAGACUAUUCUAACAAGAAAGAUGAUGUCCACCCCAACAAACAAACAAAGUCUGGCCCAAACUACUUCACUGUCAAUCCUAGCACCUCAGACCGAGAUGAUGAUUCUGGAGUUGACGAGGACAAGGUGACGACUCCCGACAGUGAUGAUUCAGCCCCGGGACCAUUCAACGAGAGCAACAUUUACGUCGCAGAUACCUCAGCAUGGCAGAUGCAAGAACUGUACCUCAUCCCACAUGCCAACAACACAGAGGUGACAAAUCAAGGUGAGCUACCAGACGACAAUGAAACAUCCACAGACCAGCAUGAAAUAGAAGCAUCAAGUGAAAUUCAAACAGCAAACAAGCAACGUGAGAUCAUACACCCUGGCGAUACCUUGAACGGAACACAAACCCGGAUGCAAUCCGUCGCACAAGGCGAACAAACAUAUGACACUUUAGAACACCAGACCACAGUGAUUAGAAAUCAGAUCAUUCAAAGACCCACGAUACCACAUGCAUCAAUAGACCCAGGAGAGGCCCAUUAUGAUAAGACCAACAUCAAAAAGACAGACCAAAGUGAGAGCUCAUCAAGAAGAGUACGCAAUUCAUCAGACAAUAAAAUCAGCAAGACAAACGGUGGCAUGCAGGGCCCCACAGCACGCAAUCCCAAAACAUCUCCUACAGCACAGCAUCCCACUGUUAAAAUCAAAGACUCCCGGCCAACUUCAAACAGCAGUCAAGAUGCUCUCAAAACCAAAAUGACAGUCACACCGGCCCAGCAACAGGACAAAACCCGAGACUACAGCAGUUUGCCUGAAACAAGGCCCACUGUUGAGUCAUCUGGCUUACUGCAUAUGCCAAAGGAGCACACUUACGACAGCUUCAACCGCGGCAACUCAAUGCGCAGGAACCAACUCGAGGGAUACGAGCAGGUAUCAGAGUCCAAGCCCAUGCCGGCCGCGAAACCUUACAUCAUUGUCAACCUUGACAAACCUGCAAUGAGAAACCAGAACGAACGCAAGUCGAGAACACCGGAUUUAAUUCCAGACCACCCUUACGAAGUCCCGCAGGCCAGACACCCCAACCCUACGGCAUCAGAUGAGCAAAACAGUGAUUCCUGUGCUGCGGCAAAUGAUGAAGCCAGUAACAGGCAUUCCUGGUCAGGUGAUGAUGCGAGACGAACACACCCAGACAACACAGCACAGAACAGCCCUCGCAUUCCAACAUCCAAAAGUGGGAACUCAAGAGUGGAGCAGCCUUAUGAUGUGCCACGCCCAUGUCAACAAGUAUCCUCUAGGCCCCCUGCAAAGCAACAGGUACCGGCUGUGGACCCCUCUGACACCAUGCGGCAAGAGACACAAUUAGACGGUACCAACGAGUGAUGGCUACCAAGUCAAGUUUUGUUCUUGAACAAGGCAACAAGGUACAGCAUUUCCAAACAUGGUACAACUCCAACUACAGCAGUGCCAAGGUUUAUCCCACUUUUCCAGACGAGAGUGACGAUGGCACGUUCUGCGACAUCAACAGCAGCAAGGGGUUCAGGAACAGUAGUUAUAGGUGACAACAGAUGGCAGGGAACUAAGACGGUGAACAGAGAGAAAGCUUCAUGAAUGUGGGAGAAAAUAGCUUUGACAAAAACACCACGAAAAUUCACACAUGGUUCACAACUGCAUCACUUACACGUUUUUGUCUUGUAAAGUGGGAACCCCCUUGAAAGUGAAAAUAAUUGCAAGUUUGUGGGUUAUGCUUAACACAAACACAUUUCUUUGGUUUUCAAUGGAACGAUUGUUCACAAGGAAACUACGAUACAAGUAUGCAGACUGUGCAAUCAUAAUUUAAUUUCAGAUGACACAGUAUGCUCUACAUGCAUUGGGUGCGUAUCGUAAGUCUGGCGCCUCAUAGUUCCGGUUGCCAGUGGUGUUACCAAUCUGUGUGCUGACAAGGAGCAGCAUGCACUGGCCACAGACUGAUGUGGACAGCAGUGGCAGAAUUAAAGGGGAGGCAUGCCCCUCCCCCCCUCCGGGUGCCCUCCCACUCGGAAAUAAAAGAAAGAAAAAAAUCUAGUGAUUUCAUUGCGACAUAACCAAACCACUGUCCCUUCCAGAAAAUGAUACCCCGCAAGCCACCCCCCCCCUUUAAAUGCACCCCCAUUACGCCACUGAUGGACAAGUAUGUAAGUGUACAAAUAACGAUCACUGGGAACCACACUGACCCUGCAAAAUUGCCAGAUAAUGGAAUAUAUAUAUUUAACCCUCCCCAAAAAAACAAUAAAAUGAAAUAUCACUUUUGCUUAUAAUGGAUGCCAAUAGUGGACAACAACUGUAUGUGUAUAAGUUACUGUGCAUGUAUAAAACGAAUAAAAAUCUGCUUGUAAAUCUGUUUAAAGCAAACUGGAUUAUGAAUUUAUCGGAACGUAAUGCCAAGUUUUAGUCACCUGAAAAAUCACCAAAGAUUUAUCAAAGGAAUGACUAAAUAUGCUGUACAUCAAAAUUAAGUUGGCUUUGCAUUAGGGCUGUCUGUUAUAUAAGGGUUUUGCUCUUGCACCAACAAAUAUUUUCACACAUUGUUCUCAGUGCGAUCUGAGAGUUAGAAAGAAAUUGCACACUUGCUGGGGUGGGAUUGGAACUCAUGACCUCCUGCUAACCUGUGCAGAUUUCUUAACCACUCAAUAACCAAGUUUGCCUGAAGCUGGUGGCUGGCUUAAAUCCAAUGCAGCAGUGGGUACAUACAGUAGGCAACAGUGCUUAGAACGCAGUGUGAAUAUACAUCGGUGUCAGGGCAAAAUCUAGCACAACAUGUGCUGUAAAUAUUGCCU